Coccidioides posadasii C735 delta SOWgp is the source of this 1374-nucleotide messenger RNA. The record is from RefSeq and is a predicted model, not a curated record. Lineage: Eukaryota; Fungi; Ascomycota; Eurotiomycetes; Onygenales; Onygenaceae.
AUGAGAUUACCGUCUGUGUCCGCUCUUGCGGCGUUUGUUGCAAUUCUUAUCCAGUCACAAGAUGCCUUCGCGAUCUCCAGGAUCUCCGCCGUUGGCUCCAAGUUCUUCAAUGAGGAAGGAGAGCAAUUCUUCGUCAAAGGAAACGCAUACCAGCUCACCCCGCAGGAUCCUCUGGUCAACACCACGCAGUGCUACCUCGAUGUGAAACUGAUGAAGGAAUUGGGCGCCAAUGCAAUUCGAGUCUACCAUGUCAACCCUGACGGUGAUCAUGCCGGCUGCAUGAAGGCAUUCGCCGAUGCGGGAAUAUAUCUCUUUGUUGAUCUCGACGAUUUUCCAACACAAAUUGACCAGGUAUGGGAGGGAUUGGAGUACAUGAAUAUCCCAGACCAUGGCAAUCAUCCCGCGUGGGAGGCAGCACAAUUCGAUGCGUUCAAAAGGACCUUGGAUGAGUUUCAGCAAUUUGAAGACACCGCUGCUGUAUUCGUCGGAAAUGAGCUUUUGAACGCAAAGAAUGGCUCGCAUGCAGCUCCUUACGUCCUUGCAGCGGCUCGGGAUAUCAAAGCGUACCGUGACCCUAAAAGGUACCGGAAUAUUCCCGUGCGCUAUUCGGCAGCCGAUAUCGCCGCGUUACGACCAAUGUUGCAGAACUAUCUUGUCUGCCGGUCGAAUGCCUCCGAAACAUUGGUCUUUUUCGCCCUGAACGCGUACGAAUGGUGCGGAGAUUCGACUUAUACGCGCUCCGGCUACUUAAACCUCCUAAAACAGGCUGAAGGCUUCCCAGUGCCAAUCCUCUUCUCGGAGACCGGAUGCAACACUGUCCGCCCAAGGGUGUUCCAGGACUUGACCGCCAUUUACGGGCCCAAGAUGGUGGGAACCUGGUCUGGUGCAGUCGUCUAUGAGUGGAUCCAAGAAGCAAAUGACGACGGCCUGAUAACAUACGGCAAAGCUUCCCAGCAGGACGAUGAGAAGGACCCGUCUGAUACAGUUGUCGUAGAUGGAUAUUUCCGCCAAGGCAAACCAAAGCCUAUCAUACCGGAUUUUCCUAAUUCAAAGUCCCGCUGGGCAACGUUGACUCCAACGGGUGUGAACUUAUCGGACUAUUCGCGGAAGGCAUCCUCCGUCAUCGCUCCGCCACGUCCGGAUUCCACCUCUGGAUGGAAUGUAGAUCCCAGCGCUGAGCUGCCAAUCCUUGAUGAACCGAUUGCGACCUUGACUGCAGAAUUAAAACCCACCCAGACUGCAGACGGAGCAGCACCGUCACAUAAAAACAGUGCAAGCCAAUUGCUUUCAUCACCCACUUCUGGAACGACCAUAUUUUCCCUCAUGGUGGGGGCUUUGAUUGCUCUCGGUGGAAUAAUUGGAUGGCUUCUCUGA